GGGUGCAAGAAAAGGAAAAGGUACAAUGAAUGGGGGAGGAGGCAGUGCAUUUGAUACGAAACCAUUCAAUGCUCCGAACGCUCGUCUCCUUUACCUAGCUUUCUUCUUCUAUCCUCUGCAACUCUUCUUCCUCCUCCUCCUCUUCCGGCCUCGCCAUACUCCCACCGCGCUCAGCUGGCCGAGUUGCAGGUCGAGAAGGAAAGCUCCAUGGAGGCUCUCAGGGCGAGUUUGAUGUCGGAGGCUUCGCCGCCGCUGGGACAGCUGCAGCAGCUUUCGGGCGAGGAGGCCGGGUGGGUCGUCGAAAGGGGGAACCUUUUGGGCGAGGGGUUCUCCGUCGACGACCUCCUCGACCUCGGCGAGUUCGCGGAGGGCGAGGCGGAGGAAGUCGGAAGGGAAUCGGGACCGGAGCCGGAAACGAGACAGAAGGGAACGGAGAACUACUCCAGCUCUGAUUCUUCUCCUUCCUCCUUGUCUUCCGGUCUCACCCGCGAACUCCAAGCGGCGGCGGCGGCGCUGACGCAGCCGUUUUCGGAUAUAUGUCUUCCUGCUCGGGAUGCUGUGGAGGAACUGGAGUGGAUGUCGUUGAUCAUGGAUGACUCCAUCUCGGAGUUUCCGCCGCCGCCCUGUGACGGGGUCUCGGCCUUUUCUCCGCCGCCAGGAGAUGCACAAGAGGAGGAUCGCCAAGCUGGCGCCGUGGUGGAAGAAAGCCCCUUUUUGGGUCUCACUGUCUGCACCCUCUCCACGGAGGCCAUGGUCCCCAUGAAAGCCAAGCGGAGCAAGCGCUCGCGCGGCGUCACCGCUUCCUGGUCAGUCUCCGGUCCUCUCCACUUCGCAGACUCCUCCUGCUCCUCCGCCUCCUCCUGCGCCUCCACCUCGUCCUCUUCCUCCUUCCUCAUCUACGACACGUCCGCCGCCUGCGGCUCCGUGGAGCAAAGCCCCCUCCUCUACGACCAUCUCCACACCCUUCCGCUGCCCGCGAAGAAGCAGAAGCCAAAGAAGCGCGGCCGGAAGCCCAAAUUCCCCUCCUCCGCCUCCGGCCCCAACGGCGAGCGGCGUUGCAGCCACUGCGGCGUCCAGAAAACCCCCCAGUGGCGCGCCGGCCCCCUCGGCGUCAAGACCCUCUGCAACGCUUGCGGCGUCCGCUUCAAGUCCGGCCGCCUCCUCCCGGAGUACCGCCCCGCCUGCAGCCCCACCUUCGUCAGCCACAUGCACUCCAACAGCCACCGCAAGGUCCUUGAGAUGCGCCGCGAGAAGGAGGCCACCCCGCUCACCUCCGCUGCUCCCCCUGUCGCCUCCUUCUAAGCUUCCAUUUAAGCAGCAGUUUCCUCCGCAACGGACUAGAUUUUUAUUCUUCCUUCUUUUAGAAUCAGGCAGCAGUUUUUAGCUUCUUCUCUGUCUCCAUUAUCUUCUACUACUUGUAGCUUCCCUAGCGUCGACUUUACUAUUUUAAAUUAGUUCCUUCUUCUCCAUUAAUUUCCAUGUCAAAUAUAGAUCCUUAGAAUCCAGUGAAUUACCAUGUUCA
Molecule: messenger RNA, 1522 nt
Organism: Zingiber officinale
Lineage: Eukaryota; Viridiplantae; Streptophyta; Magnoliopsida; Zingiberales; Zingiberaceae
Product: GATA transcription factor 5-like
Exons: 3
Coding region: 208-1302 (364 amino acids)
Biological process (GO): regulation of DNA-templated transcription
Molecular function (GO): zinc ion binding; sequence-specific DNA binding
Source: RefSeq, a predicted model, not a curated record